ACUGAUAGGUUACCAUAUCUUAUUCUGAAAGGUCUGGGGUUGACACUGUGUCUGUACCCCAUAUAUAUCUGUCUGUAUAUAUAUUUAAACACAGAGCACAGAAGGCUAAUAUAAUAAGAAUCUGAGAAAGUGUAUUUCUGCCUCUGAGUAAUGUCAUAACGCUUCAGUAAUGCAUUCGCUCACAACCCGUUGCUUUCCCAUGAGGACAUUAGAAAGGACCGUCUGCUGGAAGUUGAGUCUGAUCAUAUUUUUCACGGCAUUUCUUUUUUUCUUGGAUGUGUUCGCAACUCAUAGCAGUUUGUGUAUUGCUGUGGAUGAUAUCAGGCAUCUAGAUUUCAACCAGGAGUCUCAAGAAAACGUGUCACAUAAAAUCUGGCCAGUUAACAUCAGCAGUGAAGAUACACAAAAUUCAACAUCUUGUUUGGAUGCCCAUAUCAUGGCCUAUGGACAGACCAUGUUCAUGAUAGGACUUUUGAUUGGAUCGGCAUUUUCUGGUGUGCUCUCCGACAGAUAUGGUAAAAGAAUCCUUCUCCUGGGUUGCUGCUGUGUCCAGGCAGCUGUGCCGCUGGCGACAGCACUUCUACCUUACUCAACCUUCUACCUCGUUGCCCGGUGCAUCACCGGGAUCACCUGUUGCGGCAUCCACAUGUGCUGCUUUAGUUUGGGGGUGGAGUGGAGUCUUCCUGAUGGUCGGAUUUGGCCACCGACGCUUCUGUCCUUCAGCUUUAGCGUCGGCAUGAUGUGCUUGGCUGCCGUGGCAUAUGUUGUGCGAGGAUGGAUGCAGUUCCACCUCAUGCUGGCCUUUCCGCAGAUUAUCUGCCUUCCACUUUACUUUUCCAUACCAGAAUCCCCCAGAUGGCUGCUAUUGAACAAAGGAGCAGAUGUGAUUAAUGUGUAUCGUGCCAGAAGCCCCGAGGACAAUAAAUGGCUGGACCAGCUGUUAGAUUCCUUGGAGAGUGAGAUUGGGAGAGGCAAGAAGAGUCAGGAUGACCCAGACUUCCACAUUGCACAGUUCAGAUCUCCCACUAUCGUACUGCGACUACUGGUCAUGGGGUUUAUUGGGCUGGCCUCGGCGCUUACCUACUACGGCAUCUCCUACAGCGUGGGGCACUUUGGGGUAAAUAUCUACCUGGCGCAGUUCUUCUCAGGGCUUUCCGAGGCGCCCUUGCUGGGGUUGCCCCUGCUGCUGGCCCGAUGUGGACGUAGGCCGUUCACCAUGAUAUCUCUCCUGGUCAGCGGCAUCUCCAGCCUCCUAUCGCUGCUGGUCUCCAGGUUCUGUGACUUGCCUUGGUUGGUGAUGACUCUGGCCCUCAUGGCCAAACUGUGUAUGCAGUCCACAACCUGUGUGUCCCUGCUCUAUGGAAUAGAGCUUUUCCCAACAGUGAUAAGACAGAAAUGUUUUGGGAUGGUGAAUGUGUGCUACCGCAUUGGAAGCAUAGUCAACGCACUCGUGGCACCACGCGGAGAGAUCCCGCUGCCCGCCAUGAUCUGCUACAGCAGCGGGCCCUUCCUGGGCACGGCCCUGUGCCUACUGCUGCCGGAGACCAGUGGCAUCCCACUCCCCGACACUGUGCUGGACUGCGAGAAGCAGCCCCGACUCCAGUUCCAGUGCCUGCCAUGCUCCAGACGCCCCAAUGAUCGGCCAACAGAGGGUGAAGAUACAGACCUAAAUGAAAAGCUGGCUCUGGAGUCCGAGUACAAGAGAGCUGCUCUGUCCAAAGAAACCCUCUAAUUCCCUCUUCUGGGGCCUGGAACGUGCCUGAGGCAGCACAUUUACGCUUUGCUUUUUAUGGGGAUUUUAACGUUUUAUAUCAAGGGACAGUAAGAUGUUUGAGUGUGACUGUCUGACACAAUCUCUUUGCCUGAAUAUCAAUAAGAUUUCACCCUUUCACCCCCAGAUCCUCAAUAGUUGUUUGGUAUUCAUAUGGAACAUAUCUCUGAUGUAAUCAAGUUACUCUCAGAAUGUUUUUGAAAAUGUAAAUAUGAUUUUUUUUAAUGCUGCAUA
Messenger RNA from Alosa alosa (allis shad), 2005 nucleotides. Its product is annotated as solute carrier family 22 member 13. Bases 170 to 1732 code for a protein of 520 amino acids. Gene Ontology annotation, biological process: transmembrane transport. NCBI's taxonomy places the organism in Eukaryota, Metazoa, Chordata, Actinopteri, Clupeiformes, Clupeidae. Gene Ontology annotation, molecular function: transmembrane transporter activity. The record is from RefSeq and is a predicted model, not a curated record. The transcript has 10 exons.